This is a messenger RNA of Dendrobium catenatum, 780 nucleotides long. RefSeq lists its product as uncharacterized. The coding region runs from base 1 to 780 and encodes 259 amino acids. The transcript has a single exon. NCBI's taxonomy places the organism in Eukaryota, Viridiplantae, Streptophyta, Magnoliopsida, Asparagales, Orchidaceae. The record is from RefSeq and is a predicted model, not a curated record.
AUGGAUGGGGAGAUAAUGACAAGGUUUGCCAUGGAAGCUCCCAGCUUCCGUGGAUCUUUCGGAGCCGCGGCGGUCGUGCCAGAGAUCGCCGGUAAAGACGAUUUCCCUUUGGAUGAUUUUGAAUUCGCCUUUACUUCGGUUAAAUCGGACCCCAACACCGCGACGGAAACAAACGCCGACAAGAUCUUCCACAACGGUCGGAUUCACCCCGUGUACCCUCGCUUUUAUAGAGAUCUCGUCGAUGGCGGCUUGGAGGAGAAGAAAUUGGAGGGGGGAAUCGGCCACUUGGCUAUGGAUUUUGAGAAGAAAGGGCAGCGGUUGGGAUUGAAGUCAUCAUUUUCGUCAAUUUCAUCAGAAGCUAAGGAACUGGACAAAGCGGGAUGUGUUUUGAAGAGUAAUUCGACGGGGUCGGUGGCUUUGGAGUCCAGGAGAUCGAGGUUCCGGGAUAUUGUCUUUGGACGCAGCUGGAGUGAAGGGGAUAAGCGUCUCUUGGUUCCAGCAUCGGGAAAAAAUAAAAUGGAGAAAAGCUGCUUUCAUCUCUUUAGGUCUAGCUACAAAUCGGCUUCGAAGGAGGUGGAAAAGACGGGGAAGAGGGGGAAAGAGAAUCGCGGUGUAGUGAAGAAUUUAGACAUCGUCACUGCUCACCGGAGCUACUACUGCAGGGGAAUCGCCGGGGGAGCAGAAAUGGCGAUAGGCGGCUCACGGCGAAGUUUCUUACCAUACAGGCGGGAGCUGCUCGCCGGCUGGUUGUUCUGCCAUACCAGGCGCAACGACAUGUAA